CCCGUCCGGGAGCACCGCCUCUCGCGGCAGCUGGAACUCGGCGGCUCGGGACCUCGGCAGCCCUGGGCCCAGGCCGGACUGCGGCCAUGGCGUCGGCGGCUGUGGAGAGCUUCGUGACCAAGCAGUUGGACCUGCUGGAGCUCGAGAGGGACGCGGAGGUCGAGGAGCGCAGGUCCUGGCAGGAAAAUGUCCCUCUGAAAGAACUCCAGAGCCGAGGCGUCUGCUUGCUGAAGCUGCAGGUAUCCAGCCAGCGGACCGGGUUGUACGGACGGUUGCUGGUCACCUUUGAGCCCCGGAGAUGCAUGUCUGCAGCUGUGCUUCCCAGUAACAGCUUUACUUCCGGUGACAUAGUGGGUCUGUAUGAGGAAGGCAGUCAGCUGGCCACUGGGAUCCUGACCCAGAUCACCCAGAAAUUGGUCACCGUGGCCUUUGACGAGUCCCAUGAUUUCCAGUUGAGUUUGGACCGAGAGCAUUCCUACAGGCUGUUAAAACUUGCCAACGACAUCACUUAUAAGCGACUGAAAAAAACUCUGAUUUCCCUAAAGAAGUACCAUUCUGGCCCCGCGUCCUCGCUCACAGAGGUCCUCUUCGGUGGAUCAGAGCCCAGCCCUGCCAGUGAGAUACCCCCCCUGACUUUCUACAACACCACUCUGGACGCCUCCCAGCAGGAAGCGGUCUGGUUUGCGCUGUCCCAGAAGGAACUCGCCAUCAUCCAUGGGCCUCCCGGCACCGGGAAGACCACCACUGUGGUUGAAAUCAUUCUCCAAGCUGUGAAACAGGGCUCAAAGGAGACACCUGUGUUCACGCUUUGGUGCAAACCACCUUUGGCCACCUGGAUGGGGUGGGGACUCUCCUCUCCUCCUCCCCUUCCCACUCCACCCCCUCCUAAGAGCCAGGCUGCAGUUCUGGAAGCAAGAUUGAGCUCGUUCAGAAAGGUUCUGUGCUGCGCCCCCUCUAACAUCGCCGUGGACAACCUGGUGGAGCAGCUGGCCCGGUGGAAGCAGAGGCCCCUGCGCCUCGGGCACCCCGCGCGGCUCCUGGAGUCUGUCCAGCAGCAUUCCCUGGACGCGGUCUUGGCGCGGGGUGACGGCACCCGGAUUGUGGCUGACGUCAGGAAAGACAUCGACCAGGUCUUGGCAAAAAGCAAAAAGACCCAGGAUAAAAGAGAAAAAAGCAAUUUUCGAAGGGAAAUCAAGCUGUUAAGGAAGGAGCUGAAGGAGAGGGAGGAAGCAGCCAUGCUGGAGAGCCUGGUGGCGGCCAACGUGGUCCUUGCGACAAACACAGGUGCCUCUUCGGACGGCCCCCUGAAGCUGCUGCCAGACGGCCACUUCGACAUGGUGGUCAUUGACGAGUGUGCCCAGGCCCUGGAGGCCAGCUGCUGGAUCCCCCUGCUGAAGGCCAGGAAAUGCGUCCUGGCCGGAGACCACAAACAGCUGCCCCCCACCAUCAUCUCUCACAAGGCCGCGCUGGCGGGGCUGUCGCUGAGCCUGAUGGAGCGCCUGGCGGAAGGGCAUGGCGCCAGGUCGGUACGGAUGCUGAGCGUGCAGUACCGCAUGCACCAGGCCAUCGCGCGCUGGGCCUCGGAGGCCCUGUACCAUGGACAGCUCACGACCCACCCUUCUGUGGCCGGACAUCUCCUGCGGGACCUCCCGGGAGUGGCCGCCACGGAGGAGACGGGUGUCGCCCUGCUGCUGGUGGACACGGCCGGCUGCGGGCUGCUUGAGCUGGAGGACACGGAUGAGCAGUCUAAGGGGAACCCCGGUGAAGUGCGUCUCGUCGGUCUGCACGUCCAGGCGCUGGUGGACGCCGGUGUCCAGGCCGGCGACAUUGCUGUCAUCACGCCGUACAACCUGCAGGUGGACCUGCUCAGACAGAGCCUCACGCCCAGGCACCCAGAGCUCGAGAUUAAGUCGGUCGACGGCUUCCAGGGCCGAGAGAAGGAGGCUGUGAUCCUGUCCUUCGUCAGAUCCAACAGGAAAGGUGAGGUCGGCUUCCUCGCCGAGGACCGGCGCAUCAAUGUGGCCAUCACCCGCGCCCGGCGGCACGUGGCCGUCGUCUGCGAUUCCCGCACCGUCAACAGCCACGCCUUCCUGAAGACCCUGCUGGACUACUUCACGGAACGCGGGGAGGUGCGCACAGCCUUUGAGUAUCUCGACGACAUCGUUCCUGAAAACUACUCCCGUGAGGGUGCCCAGGGCCCUGGCCAGGCCGGCGCGAAGCCCCGCGGCUCUGCCGCGACGGCCAGGAGGGCUCCCGGGAGCAGGCGGCCCACAGGGCCCGUGCUGGAUCGGAAGAAGCCGGGCACGGCGCCUUUGUCCUCCGAGGCCCAGCCUCAGCCCAUCCUCAACGGAGGCGGCUGGCAGGGGGCCAGGAGCAGAGACGGCGCAGAGCAAUUCAGGGCCGUGAUAACGGAGUUUGUGGCGAGUGAGAAGACACAGCUAGAGUUCCCUGCCUCCCUGGAUUCACAGGACAGGAUGUGGGUCCAUCAGAUCGCGGAAGAGUACGGGCUGAGGCAUGAAAGUGCCGGAGAGGGGAAGGAACGGUUCAUCACCGUGAGCAAGAGGGUCCCACUGGCCCCUGUGGCUCCAGCACCCCCAGCAGGGCCUGGCAGCAAAGCCCCUCUGUGUCCAGAGCCCCCCAGCCCAGCGCAGACAGAGCCCCCCAGCCCAGCGCAGACAGAGCCCCCCAUCGGGGAGCAGAGCAGCCGGGGCCAGCCAGACCUGAAGGCUCUGCACUUGGACAGACUGCAGAGGGCGGGGAGCCAGCAGGAGCAGCAGGCCAGGGAGGGGCCGCGGGCCACGGGCUCCGGGUCGCGGAAGUUACCAGAAAAGAAAAAGAAGAAAGAGGCAGAAGGACCCAUGGCCAUAGAUCUGCCCGCCGGGGAGGACUUUGACGCCCUGGUCUCGGCCGCCAUCAAGGCUGACAACACUUGCAGCCUCGCCAAGUGCUCAGCCAGCAUCGUAACCCUGGGCCAGCUCUGUCUGCACUGCGGCCGCCGUUACUGCCUCAGCCACCACCUGCCCGAGAUCCACGGCUGCGGGGAGAGGGCUCGCGCCCACGCGCGGCAGAGGAUUAGCCGGGAAGGGGUCCUCUAUGCCGGCAGUGGGACCAAGGACAGGUCCCUGGACCCUGCCAAGAGGGCCCAGCUGCAGAGGCGGCUGGACCAGAAGCUGGACCAGCUGACCGGCCAGCGGAGGGGCAAGAGGAAGGAGAAGGGGAAGUGAGGCUGGGAACCCCACCGUCUGCACCGCCUCUGUGUCUGAAGCUGUGGCUGCCGGUGAGCGGGCUGCCCCCGGCGUCUUUCCGUCCCCGGCGGCAGCUCCCGGUGACAGGGCCACGGGCGGAGCCACGCCGUCUCCCCGGCGACGGGCGAGGUGGCUGCGGGGAGCGCGGGGCGGAG
This is a messenger RNA of Kogia breviceps (pygmy sperm whale), 3400 nucleotides long. Lineage: Eukaryota; Metazoa; Chordata; Mammalia; Artiodactyla; Physeteridae. The record is from RefSeq and is a predicted model, not a curated record.